Molecule: messenger RNA, 460 nt
Organism: Helianthus annuus (common sunflower)
Lineage: Eukaryota; Viridiplantae; Streptophyta; Magnoliopsida; Asterales; Asteraceae
Product: V-type proton ATPase 16 kDa proteolipid subunit
Exons: 2
Coding region: 18-386 (122 amino acids)
Biological process (GO): proton transmembrane transport
Cellular component (GO): proton-transporting V-type ATPase, V0 domain
Molecular function (GO): proton-transporting ATPase activity, rotational mechanism
Source: RefSeq, a predicted model, not a curated record
UAAAUCAACAACCGACGAUGUCUUCGACGUUCUCCGGCGACGAAACUGCUCCGUUUUUCGGCUUCCUCGGCGCCGCUGCUGCGUUGGUCUUCUCUUGUAUGGGAGCAGCCUAUGGGACGGCAAAGAGUGGCGUUGGAGUGGCUUCAAUGGGAGUGAUGAGGCCAGAGUUGGUAAUGAAGUCAAUUGUGCCGGUGGUUAUGGCUGGAGUGUUGGGUAUUUACGGUCUGAUUAUUGCCCUGAUUAUUAGUACUGGGAUUAACCCUAAGGCCAAGUCUUAUUAUCUGUUUGACGGAUACGCUCAUCUUUCUUCUGGUCUUGCUUGUGGUCUGGCUGGUCUUUCUGCUGGUAUGGCCAUUGGAAUCGUCGGUGAUGCUGGUGUUAGGUAACUGUCUGAUCUCUGUUUCUGUACUAGAAUUUCGUUACAUUGUUUCAUCGGACAAAUGAGAAGUUAGUUUCCAAA